This is a messenger RNA of Fukomys damarensis (Damara mole-rat), 879 nucleotides long. Its product is annotated as transmembrane protein PMIS2. Bases 189 to 566 code for a protein of 125 amino acids. Gene Ontology annotation, cellular component: intracellular membrane-bounded organelle; membrane. The transcript is spliced from 2 exons. Lineage: Eukaryota; Metazoa; Chordata; Mammalia; Rodentia; Bathyergidae. The record is from RefSeq and is a predicted model, not a curated record.
CCUGUAACGGGAACCACGCCCCCUGAUGAGAGCAGCCAAUCAGGACUUGGGGUGAUGGCUUCUCCAUUGUGAAGAACUGGCCUUUGACAUCUGAGUCUUGGAAUUCUGGGUAGAGCAAGGAAAGGAGCAGUGGCCUGGGUCUUUGUUUUCAAAACACUUGGACCUGUAUUUUUCUGAGUGGAAAAAUCAUGGGCCCGAAACCGGAAGUCCAACCUGCCCCAGAUGCUCCACCUGCCCCGGCUGCUCCACCUGCCCCAGCUGCUCCACCUGCCCCAGGUGCUCCAGCUGAUGCUGGUGCUCCACCUGUCCCGGAUAAGGGUCCUAAACAGACACCCGAAGAACUGGCCUUUUAUGCUCCGAAUUAUUUAUGUUUGACCAUCUUCGCUGUAAUUCUUUGCCCUCCCUUGGGAUUCAUCGGUAUCUACUUCUGCUAUAAGACCUCAGUUGCCAACCGGAACAGCAAAUGGGAAGAAGCUUACAGCAACUCAGGCCGAACUGGUUACGUAGAUGUAAUGGCCAUACUCAUUGGUUUGGGCCUCAUUUACAGAUUUACCCUAUUUGAAUGAAGGCCAAGCACAGCAUGCCAGGGGUUUACACCCCAACAGGGUGUAUAACCAACCAACACCACCAAGACACUGACCAGCCACCGUGCAAGAAACUCAACGGUUGACUCAUUACAUUACCUAGCCAAGAAAUGUGCCACCAACCAAGGAACACAACAUUCAAGCAACCUAGCACCCUAGAAACAACUAGGCCUCCUGCCUGUACCAUUUCAGCUCUCCUGGCCUCCGGAGGUAUCUUCAUCCACCUUGGGAUCCAUAUGUCAGCAUCCUACAUUCUCUUAGUUCCUUGACACUGGGCUGCUCUCUCAGGAAAAGA